This is a messenger RNA of Lotus japonicus, 2042 nucleotides long. Its product is annotated as probable folate-biopterin transporter 6. The coding region runs from base 471 to 1958 and encodes 495 amino acids. Lineage: Eukaryota; Viridiplantae; Streptophyta; Magnoliopsida; Fabales; Fabaceae. The transcript has 4 exons. Gene Ontology annotation, cellular component: membrane. The record is from RefSeq and is a predicted model, not a curated record.
AGUCCCAGUCCCAGCUGCUACCAGCCUACCAUCAACCACAGUACCACACUCACAAAUCCAACAAUCUAUUCCAGUUCAAUUGAGAUCAAAUCUUUCUAUCUCAGCCACACCAAGAUAUAAAAAGAAAACACGAACUUCGUGUUCGUUAUACCAUCCCAUCAGUCCCCUCUGGCUCACAAGUCACAAGUUAUUAAUAAAUCAAUUAAAAAUAUCAACAAAAAUAGUAAAAAUGGAAACAUGCUCCAUAACUUUGACUUCAAAACCACACUUCCAAAUUCAACGAUCAACUCCCAAAGAUCUUCUUUCCACAGUAUCCAAGUCAAACCUUGCAUCUCAUCAUCCAAUCCAAUAUCAAACAAACUCAGAUCCAUCCAUGUCCUCAAAAUCCCAAACAGCCAAAACAUGAACAACAAACACUUCACCACAUCAAUGUUCACAUAACAAACACAAUCAAUCAAAAUUACAAAGCCAUGACCACAGCACCACCAGACCCAAACCAAAACACUUCAAAGAAAACCAAGAACCUCCUCUGGACCCUGACGCAGCCAGUGGAAUGGGUUCGGAAGCUGACGUGGCAGCUGAACCCAACUUUCAUCGCCGGCGUGUUCAUCGUGUACGGGGUGGGGCAGGGCUUCUCCGGCUCGCUUUUCAGGGUGGUUACCGACUACUACUGGAAAGACGUGCAGAAGCUUCAACCCUCCACAGUCCAGUUCUACUUCGGCAUUUACUUCAUCCCGUGGCUCCUCAAACCGCUAUGGGGAAUCCUCACCGACGCUUUCCCCGUCGCCGGGUACCGCCGCCGCCCCUACUUCGUCAUCGCUGGAGUUCUCGGCACGGCCUGCGCUAUCGUCGUCGCGCUCUGGCAGGGACUCGCGGCUGCCGGAGCGGUGAUCUGCUUCGUUGGAGUUUCCGCGUCGCUCGCCAUCGCGGAUGUUACCAUUGAUGCGUGUAUUGCGAGGAAUAGUAUCGAGGUUCCGUCACUGGCGCCGGAGCUGCAGAGCCUCUGCGGGUACUGCGCUGGGAUCGGGGCUCUUGUUGGAUACCUUGCUAGUGGCUUCUUCGUUCACCAUCUUGGUCCCCAGGAGUCACUUGGUCUAAUGGCACUUUCUCCUGCUUUGACAAUUGUGCUGGGUUUUGUGAUGUAUGAAAACAGAACCAGUGGCUCGCAUAAUGAAAAGAAAGAGGUGGCGGUUGAGAGUGUAGGAAUGACAAUUAGAAGCAUGCACAAAAGAAUGAAGUGUCCUCAAGUGUGGAGGCCCUCUCUUUACAUGUUCCUUGCCUUGUCUCUUAAUUUAAGCAUUCACGAAGGCCAUUUUUACUGGUACACAGAUCCAAAAGCUGGUCCUGCAUUCUCUCAGGAGUUUGUUGGGUUGAUCUAUGCAUUUGGUUCAGUGGCCUCACUACUAGGGGUGCUAAUCUACCAGAAGACUCUAAAAGACUUUGCAUUUAGAAACCUUUUAUUCUAUGCACAGCUCUUCUAUGCCAUAUCUGGUGUGCUCGACCUGAUCUUCAUCCUACGCUGGAAUCUGAUCAUAGGAAUCCCGGACUACUUCUUCGUUUUCAUGGAAGAAACCGCCACAAGAAUCACAAGCAAAAUCAGAUGGAUGCCCAUGAUGGUGCUGAGCACCCAGCUCUGCCCGAUCGGCAUUGAGGGCACCUUUUUCGCGCUGUUGAUGAGCAUCGACAGCAGUGGUGCCCUCAUAUCCAAAUGGGGAGGCGGGUUGCUUCUUCGGCUCCUCCAUGUCACUAGGACCAACUUUACAAAUCUGUGGCUCGCUGCUCUCAUAAGAGACUUAUUGAGAUUUGCUACACUUGCUUUGGUUUUUCUUGUUCCUAAGGCAGGUCAGUAUGAGGGACUGCAUCUUUCUGAGGUUUAUGAAAAACACACCAAUGAUCAUGAUCAUGCAAGCGAAGAGACCUUGGAGCUUGUCCCCAUUAUUAGCAGAACUGAAGUUUAGAUAAAUUUUGUUGCAAUUCAUAUACACAUGCCGGACUUUCAGAUAUACACAAUUUUUUAUAUAGAUAAUGCUGAUUAACUCGAA